Spodoptera exigua (beet armyworm) is the source of this 777-nucleotide messenger RNA. NCBI's taxonomy places the organism in Eukaryota, Metazoa, Arthropoda, Insecta, Lepidoptera, Noctuidae. The record is from the annotation of a GenBank genome assembly.
AUGAGCUUCAAAGGCAAAGUAGUGAUUGUGACUGGCGCCAGUUCCGGUAUUGGAGCUGCCACUGCCAUAAAGUUUGCAGAACAAGGAGCAAGAGUAUCGAUAGUGGGCAGGAAUCAAAAAAAGCUGAGCAAUGUAGCGAAGCAGUGCGGCAGUCCCUUAAUUAUCGCUGCCGACGUAUCUAAGGAUGAAGACGCCAAAAGAAUUAUUGAUGAAACCGUAAAACGUUUUGGGAAGAUCGAUAUUUUAGUGAACAAUGCUGGUAUAGGCAAAACUACAAAUAUACUAGAUGAAGGUGUAAUAAAGGGUUACGAUGAAAUACUAUCUACAAAUUUGCGCGCCGUAGUUGUCCUAACGCACUUUGCUGCACCGCAUCUAGUAAAAACAAAAGGUAACAUUGUGAACAUAUCAAGCGUUGCUGCUUACCGAUUGAUUCCUGGAUUUUCUGCAUAUUGUACAUCAAAGGCUGGUCUAGAUCAUUUCACUAGAGCUGUGGCACUUGAAUUAGCUCCUCACGGCGUGCGCGUCAACGUGAUCAAUCCUGGUCCAGUGAAAACAGAUAUUGUUGAAAAUAUGGGAUCAACUAAGGAAGAGGCGGAAGCGGCUUACAACCGUAUGCCAAACAUGACUGCACUUGCAAGAAUUUCGGAUUCUGAGGAGGUGGCUCAUCUUAUUUUGUUCGUAGCUAGUGACAAAUCCAAGGCCAUCACAGGAUCAUCAAUUGUUACUGAUAAUGGAAUGAUGUUAAAAAGCAAUGUCACGUCCCCUUUAGAUAUUUAA